UAAGAGCUUCGAGUAAAACGUAUAAAUGUAGCUAAUCGUAUGGCCUUAAAAACAAAAAUCUGAUCGAAUAACAACAACAUCAACAACAAUUAAUUCCAGCAAUCAUAAACAUCAAAAUGGCAUCCAUCUCAGCUACCGAGUUGCCCAAGCAGCUAUUUAUCAACAACGCAUUCGUCGACUCCAAGUCUAACAAGACUUGUGUUUAUGUCCAGGGGGGUCUCUAUGAUGAGUUCAUUGCGGCUUAUCGAGAUGCGAUGGAGGCUCGCGCAAAGGAGUUUGGUGACGUGAAUGAUCCAAAGACGCGAUUUGGUCCGCUUGUGGAUAAGUUGCAGUACGAUCAGGGAUGGUUGGAAUCAACUGUAUUAGUCACCUGUUUUUCAACACGGGCCAUCCAUACCUGCACGGGUACCCGUGCAAAUAAAAGUCUGGCAUGGGACGGGAAUGCGGUCUUCUGGGGUUGA
Fusarium oxysporum Fo47 is the source of this 461-nucleotide messenger RNA. RefSeq lists its product as uncharacterized. Bases 117 to 461 code for a protein of 114 amino acids. NCBI's taxonomy places the organism in Eukaryota, Fungi, Ascomycota, Sordariomycetes, Hypocreales, Nectriaceae. Gene Ontology annotation, molecular function: oxidoreductase activity, acting on the aldehyde or oxo group of donors, NAD or NADP as acceptor. The record is from RefSeq and is a predicted model, not a curated record. The transcript is spliced from 3 exons.